This is a messenger RNA of Patiria miniata (bat star), 3146 nucleotides long. RefSeq names its product B-cell receptor-associated protein 31-like (gene bcap31). The coding region runs from base 211 to 924 and encodes 237 amino acids. Gene Ontology annotation, cellular component: endoplasmic reticulum membrane; endoplasmic reticulum. The record is from RefSeq and is a predicted model, not a curated record. The transcript is spliced from 7 exons. NCBI's taxonomy places the organism in Eukaryota, Metazoa, Echinodermata, Asteroidea, Valvatida, Asterinidae. Gene Ontology annotation, biological process: endoplasmic reticulum to Golgi vesicle-mediated transport; intracellular protein transport.
ACGUACGAUUAAAGGAAGGGGUUUAGUUAACUUAACUUCCUAAAAUCUUCAUGAAGCAUUCGAUAAUUUAAUGAUAUGUGUGUACAUUGUGUUAAUUUAAGAUAGAGAGAAUCUCAAAUAAGAUACGCAACGUCAAUUUCUGUUAUCUCAGUCGGGAUUACAUGAAUUAGUUGCAUUCAUUCCAAGCACCGUGGUAACACCCUGUCAACCAUGACUCUUCAGUGGACAUUCGUCGCUGGGUUCCUCUACCUAGAGGCAGCUAUCCUUCUCCUUCUCUUGUUGCCUUUCAUCAAGCCGUACAUGUGGCAGAAGAUAUUCAACUCUUCCAUCCUGAAGACAAUCAACUCAUUUUCUUACAUCUACUUCAAUGUGUUUAUCGGCGUCCUGGCCCUGCUGUUCUUUGAUGCCAUCCGAGAUGUGCGGAAAUACUCAGCAGCAUGGGAUGAGAUUGACAUUUCCGUUCCAGGGGCGGAGACGCAGCUCAACAUGAAGCUGUUCCGAUCCCAGAGGAACCUCUACAUCGCCGGGUUUGCCCUCUUCCUCUGGCUCGUGCUCCAGAGGGUCUGCACCUUGAUCUCAACCGAAGCCAGACUACAGGCCUCCAACGAGGCCUCCAUCAAGCAGGCCCAGGGGGCAUCGGACCACGCCCAGAAACUCAUGGCGGAACUGAAAGAACUCAAAGAGGCCAAAAAGGGAGAUGGUUCCUCGGUGGAUGAGAUUCCAGAUAACGAGACCAACGAGGAGUUGAUAAAAUGCAAGGAGGAGCUGGAAGCGGCCAAGAAGGAGCUACAGCAGAGCAAGACAGACCUGACAUCCAUCAAGAAGCAGGCCGAGGGAGUCAAUAUGGAGUACGACCGCCUCCUCAAGGAACAUGCCAGGCUGCAGCAAACUGUGGAGGAGGAAAACAACAAGAAAGAUAGCUAGACAGUCUCAUCAGUGAUUUCGACAGAGUUGCUCACUGCGGUCAAUUCCAUAUCUGUGCUAUGGUGGGGUUAACAUGGUGCUAGCCACUUUCUCCUUUCAUUUCACUGGAAUAAACGAAGUUGGCUUGCACCAUGUGUGCAGAAAGUUGUGAGCCAUUUCACUAUUCAUACCAGAUAUUUGCGCAGACCAAGUUUUACGUUUUAGUUCCCACGGGUAAUAGUGCUAAUCUGUGACAAGCAGGACCCAGUUUAAUAGAGCUGUUUAGCAGAAAGUAUAACUUUAAUGAAUAAACUUUUAUGAGGGCAGUGGUAAGAAUAAUUUCAUUAGGUGACAGAUGGAGUGUUCCAUGUCACCGAGUGAAAUAAUUAUUUCCAUUGCACGAAUGUGAAACAUUCAUUAUUAUUUGUGAUUUAUAUGCCUGAAUAAAGCCUCAUCAUCAGAGCCAUGUUGUAGUGUGACCAAUAGUGUGACCAUGCAAUGGAACUUUUAUUUACUGUUGAAUGGAACUGCUAUUUUUGCGGUUCUUAAGAGUCCGUAGAAUGUGUGAGCUUGAGUUCAAUGUUAAUAUAAUGAUUCUGGGAACUGCCUGGUUUUGCCAUAGGGCAUCACAGUUGUAAGUUUUGUUUUUAUUUGGAUAAUCAACUCUAACCCUGCUGCAAGUAAUUUGUCGAGACCCUGCCUGAUGCGAUAAGUUCCAACUCGGCCCAAUUGCAUGGCUCUGUUUAACAGUUAGCAGAAAAGUUGUGCAAACUAUAGCAGAAAUUGAUGUGCUAACUCUGUUUAAUGGUUAGCAGAAAAGUUGUGCAAACUAUAGCAGAAAUUGAUGUGCUAACUCUGUUUAACGGUUAGCAGAAAAGUUGUUCAAACUGUAGCAGAAAUUGUGCUAACCUUAAGCACUAUUUCGGUGUGGAUGUGCUAACUCUGUUUAACGGUUAGCAGAAAAGUUGUGCAAACUAUAGCAGAAAUUGAUGUGCUAACUCUGUUUAACGGCUAGCAGAAUAGUUGUGCAAACUGUAGCAGAAAUUGUGCUAACCUUAAGCACUAUUACGGUUGGGAUGUGCUAACUCUGUUCAACGGUUAGCAGAAAAGUUGUGCAAACUAUAGCAGAAAUGGUGCUAACGUUAAGCACUAUUUCGGCUGAAUGUGCUAACUGUUGCGCACGCAUGGAGAUUUCAUUGUAGUGUCACCAAAUUUAAGCAGCAUUUCCUCUGGGGUUACGUGUGCUUACUGCUUACAAUCUCCAUGAAAUAAACAGAGGCUCUGUUAGCAGAAAUUGUGUGCUUAGCAGCAUUACACAUUUGGGCCCAGAUAUUAAAGUGUAAAUGCCCGCCGAGUCCAUCGGCCGAUCUGGGUUUUUUUUCACAGCUCCAAUCAAUAAAAUCCAACAGAAAGUUGCUGCUGUUUGAUACCGUUGGUAUCAGCAGGGCUGGCUUCAAUGGAAAACCUGUAACACUUAAAUCUGUACUCAUAUUUACAAACCCCUAUGCCCACCGUCAGUCUCAACAAUUUGUAUUUUUAAUGUUAAAAGAACAUUUGUCCACUCGAUAUCAAGAAAAGGUAAAGAAAUAGUAAGCAGUAGGAUUUUUGGUCGUCGUCUUAUUUUGUUUGUAAUGCAAUUUUCUUUGUUUGAUUGCUCUGCUUUUAAAACUAAUUUAUAUUAUUGGUUUAUAAUUGGAAUAUCCUGAACACCUUUUGGCUCUAUAGUGGAGAAGGUUGCUUUUGUUUUUAAAUAAUUCAAGUUGCACUCAUUUUGAGAGAUUAUCUUUAAUUGGAUUGGUUAAUUUAAAAAUAAUGUUCAGAAUUGAGCAUUGUUGAUUAGUAGAAUAGUUGCAUGAGGUUCCGCAGCAACAACCACUCCAUCAGACAUGGCACAGCUAGAUCUUCUUAAAAUAGAGUCUUAAAACAGAGGCAUAAUGUUAAUCUUAAGAAAAUUAAGCAAAACAAAAAAGAAGGUAAUUUUAUUAACAGCUUUAAUCUAAAAAUGUAACCCGUUAAUAUUAUUUCUACACUUAUUAAAAAAACUAAUUUUACUGUUGCCUCUGCUGUGGCAUUAUUUAAGUAGAGAGAAUAUUUCUUUAAUGACACCGUGAACUGCUAUGGUACAAAUGAAGACUAUGGGUUUGUGAAUAACAUGCAUGUAUAUACAUUAGGUUUGCUAGAGAAGUGAAUAACAUUUUUUUUCAAUUCUAAUAAAACGGCUAAGCUCUGAAAAUGUUAUAUUA